AACCACUGCUCAAAGGGAUGUAGCCUACGUGUCCUUUUUUUAAAAUUGUAUUUUCUGUUGUAGCUGUCUGAUUUUAUUUUGAAAAACAUGUUACCAAACAUCCGGUGCUGUCUUCGCGUAAACUUGACUGCUUUGUGCGCUGACUCAAUCAAUGAUCCGUUGCUCGGGGUUUCGAUUGAGCAGCCUGGCCCGGGCCAACACGAAGCGAUAAUAUGGGGAGUCGGGUCUGCCCGUCUUUUCUGUCUUUCACCUUUACAGAGUUUAUCAUCGUUACCUGAAGCUGUCUGCGUUUAACCCGCGUGGCUGUGUUCUCCGUUCACCGCGGCUGUUUGUUCGAUGUCGCGUUUGAGGACCGUCCGUCAAAGCAUCACCUGGCGUCUGCCGGCGGAGUGAAGAGCGCCGCAGCCUUGCGUCAAAGCCAGCUAAAAGCUAAACCGUGGGUAGGACAAGUCAGCAAUAAAGACCGGCAACAGCCACGUUACCCCGAGCUAGCCAGCCAGCCAGCAGACGGGUUAUUUUUGGCACGGUUGCGUACACAUGCUCCGUUUUAGACGCUAGUCCAAACAUCUGUGCAGAAGCUGUAAGAACAAAAAACCUUUCGAGUGUAUUUUAGGGUUUGUAUAUCAUCUCACCAGGUACCUGAACAUAACUCUGUUUUUAAAGCACAGGUAAACAAAAAAAACCCCAGUUAAUUGUGAUUAAUUGCGCAACAUCUGGUUAAAAAAAGGGGCCUCAUAUCUAACACAUGAGGCCCGGUUGAAAAAAGAUGGACCUGAAUUUUUAUUCGGAUUUGACGGACGGUACCGGGCAGCACGACGGGGAUCCAGAGUUCCUGGAUCCGCAUUCAUUCAAUGGAUUUGACUCUGACAACAAGUUCCCUGGAGGAAGUGACAACUACCUGACAAUCUCCGGGUCCAGCCAUCCCUUCCUCUCGUCUUCAGAGACCUUCCACACUCCCAGCCUCGGCGAUGAGGAGUUCGAGAUCCCCCCGAUCUCUCUGGACCCGGACUCGGCCCUCACCGUGUCGGACGUGGUGUCGCACUUCGGGGAGCUGUCGGACACGGGACCCUCGGACAGCGUGGUGGUCCCCGGGAACGCCGUGGUGGAAGGGGACGACCCGUCGUUCGCCUCCACCUUCGUCAACGCCCCCUCACAGGGGCUGGAGCACCUGAGUCUGGGGGUCAUAGGUCACCAGUCGGGAGGCGGCGCUCUGCUGGGGUCGUCACUGGGGAUGGACCUCGGCCAUCCGAUCGGCUCUCAGUUCAGCAGCUCGGUCACCAUCGACGUCCCGCUGGGCGACAUGAGCCAGGGCCUUCUGGGCUCCAGCCAGCUCACCACCAUCGACCAAUCGGAGCUCAGCGCUCAGCUGGGGCUCGGCCUGGGAGGAGGGAACAUUUUGCAACGCUCCCAGUCGCCCGAACACCGGCUGUCGGCCACGGCGUCGCCCACCAGCUCGCUGCAGGACGACGACAUGGACGACUUCAGGAGGAGCGUCCUGGUCGAGUCCCCCGUCUCCCUGGCCGUCUCCCCCGGCGUCAUCUCCCUCGACCCCUCGCUGUCGGCGCCCCCUCUCUCCGCUCCGGCCUCCAGAGAACAACAGAAGAGAUACCCCAACGAGCAUCAGAAACCCGUGUCGGCCUACGCCCUGUUCUUCAGCGACACGCAGGCGGCCAUCAAGGGGCAGAAUCCCAACGCCACGUUCGGGGAGGUGUCAAAGAUCGUGGCGUCCAUGUGGGACAGCCUCGGGGAGGAGCAGAAACAGGUUUACAAGAGGAAAAACGAAGCGGCAAAGAAGGAUUACUUGAAGGCGAUGGCGGAGUACAGAGGCGGACAUUUUUCUCAGGCUCCGAUUGAAGUCAUGGACACCUCCCCGUCGCCCCCUCCUCCAGCCCCCGCCCCCUCCAUCAAGACCUCCCCCGCCUCCACCCUGUCCGCUCGCACCACCCGCUCCCAGCACUACAACCCCGAGGAGAACACCAUCACCAACAUCUGCACGUCCAACAUCAUCCUGGACCUCCCCCAGGUCACGACGCGCUCUCGGACCGGCGCCAUUAAACCCCAGCCUCCACCCGCCCCCCCGCAGAACCCCCCCGCCGUCACCAAAAUCAUCAUCAAGCAGACGCAGCUGCCCUCCGGCGGCGUGUCCGUCACGGCGACGGCCGCCUCCUCGCCGCGCCAGCCGCCGCCCCUCCAGCAGAUGCAGAGCAACCCUCCUCCCCCGCGGCUGCAGCAGAUGGUGCGCGCUCAGGCUCCGCCCCCUCUGCAGGCCAAACCGCGGGGAGGAGGAGCAGCAGCUGCCGCCGCCAAGGCCCCGCCCCCGCUGCAGAUCAAAGUCGUCCCGUCGGCGAGACAGUCGGACGCGAGCGUGCCGAUCAUCGUGACGUCGUCGGGCGAUGCGCCCACAUCGGUGUCGCUGCUGGGUCUGAGGAUGGAGGUCGGUCAGUCGGGCGAUGUGGAGGCGGGAGGAGAGGAAGUGGUGGAGGCGGAGGAAGGGAUGGAGGUGGAGGUGAACAUCGCCCCUGUCCCCAGCUUGACCCCCACCGCCAGCCGGAACGUGUGCGUGCGCGCCGGCUGCAACAACCCGGCCGUGGAGAGCAAAGACUGGGACAAAGAGUACUGCAGCAACGAGUGUGUCGCCAACCACUGCAGAGAUGUGUUCAUGGCCUGGUGUUCCAUCCGAGGGCAGAACUCCACCACCGUCACAUAGGGAAGAAGAAAAACUGACGAGCAAAAAAAAAAAAAAAAAAACCCUCGCCAGUUUAUACGCUUCACGGAGAGGAAACACGGACAAGGAACAAAAAAAAUAAUAAUUAACACGAAGGAAUGAAUGAUCAGGCUCAGGUAUCGGCACAUAAUCAUGAGAAGAAAACAAGAACUAAGAGGAAGACGCACCUGCAGGGGAGAAAAAAAAAGCUGAAAGUCACUAAGAUGCUUUUUUUUUUUUUUCUGGGAUCGAUUAAUCUCCCCUGGCGGCGGCGUACUUCCUGCAGCGGGAGCAACGGCUCACAGUGAGGACGCAAAUAAUGCACCAGAGGAAACUAAAGACUGGACUCUGACUUCCCUAAUGAUCCUCUCUGUUGGGAAUCUGCAUCACAGACUUCUAUAUAUACACAAAUAUAUACAUAAAUAUAUCAAAUGGAUCAUUUUUUAUGGACUUGGUGUGUUUUUAAUUGUCAUGAAAAGAUUAAAAAAAAGCAGGAAAUCAUGACCCUGCAGAUAAAUUCAGCUUCUUGGCUCUGCCCAUCACAGUCGCAUCGAGGACGGAUUCAUGUCAAAGAAAUCUGAGAAGACGUUAUUGUUUCAUUUUUUUGUCGGCGGCUUCUUAAAGGGACAGACGAGCGACGAUCUGGACGAAGCACAAACGGUCUUAAAAGGUCUCGUUUGGAGGCGAGGUGUUUGUUGCCUUCUGAGCCGCUCGAAGACAAAAAAAAAACGACCGUUGAAACCAUUUGAGAGGAAACUUUCCAAACAGGUGCUAACAUUCAGGAAACUACAAACUGUUUCCUCAGUUCUCACUUUUCUGCCGAGUCACCUGAAAAACAACAACGCGAGAGUUUUAAAGGUGCAGAUUUUGUGGUGUAAUGUGUUUGAGGGGGAAAAAAAUAAGAAAAUAUAUGAAAUAAAGACACCAGCUUCAACAACACUUCUGUAAGAGGAGGGGGAGGGGAGGGGGUGUUAAGGGAAUCCAGUGUAAAAGCUUUACUUUUUAAACAUGACGGUGUUUUAAUUUAAAGAGCUGCCUUCAGGGCGGUUUAAUGACGGAGGACAGGACGGUCGAUGAUGCAGUGAUCAUGCUGGUUGAUUGUAAAUAUCCUGGAAAUGUUUGUAAUUGUGAAAUAAAAUAUUUUAUGUUUUAAUAUA
This is a messenger RNA of Labrus mixtus (cuckoo wrasse), 3861 nucleotides long. It is a transcript of the gene tox4b, whose product is annotated as TOX high mobility group box family member 4 b. Gene Ontology annotation, biological process: regulation of transcription by RNA polymerase II. Gene Ontology annotation, molecular function: chromatin DNA binding. Gene Ontology annotation, cellular component: nucleus. The record is from RefSeq and is a predicted model, not a curated record. The coding region runs from base 767 to 2707 and encodes 646 amino acids. Lineage: Eukaryota; Metazoa; Chordata; Actinopteri; Labriformes; Labridae. The transcript is spliced from 9 exons.